AUGGGUUCCCUUGGACCAUUACCGAUCGACUAUACCGAGAGCAUGGGAGAGAUGGACAUCAUCUUUGCAGGUGGUGGCACCGCAGCUUGUGUCGCCGCUGGACGGCUCGCGAGGGCUAAUCCCGAUCUGAAGAUCUUGCUCGUCGAAGGUGGUCCCAAUCAAUACCAGGAUCCGCAAGUGACAAACCCCGUCAUAUACCUGAGCAACCUCGUACCGGACAGCAAGAACGCCCUGUUCUACAAGGGCCAGAAGUCCGAGCAUCUCAAUGGUCGUGAGCCAAUUGUGCCGAUGGGCGGCUGCUUGGGUGGAGGUUCCUCCAUCAACUUCAUGAUGUACACCAGAGCGCAAGGCGCGGACUUCGACUCCUGGAAAACCGACGGGUGGUACGCCAAAGACAUGAUGCCUCUUUGCAAGAAGCUCGAGACCUUCCAUCAAGACGAACCGGGCAUCAACAAAGACGCCCACGGCUAUGAUGGUCCUAUCCACGUCAGCGAUGGCGGCUUCCGCAGCAAGUCAGAGAAGCAGUUUAUGGAGACCGUCAAGAACAUGGGCUACAAAGAAGAAGUCGAUCUUCAGAACCUGGACACGGUGGACGGCUUUUCUCGCUGGCAGCGUUACGUGUCUCCUGAAGGCAAGCGGCAAGAUGCCGCACACACCUUCAUUCAUCCCCUCCUGCAGGAUGGCGAGCACCAGAACCUGCAUAUUCUAUGCAACUCCAAAGUCGUCAGAGUACUCUUCGACACAUCCGAUCCACCUCGCGCAGUCGGUGUCGAAUACAAGCCGAACGAAAACCAGCAGCCUGUUCUGAACACGAGCAAGCCAGUUCACAAGAUCGUCAAGGCCUCGAAGCUGGUAGUUGUCAGUGCUGGAGCACUUGGAUCGCCUCAGGUCCUAGAACGGUCAGGCGUUGGGAACCCAGAUCUCCUGAAGCGGCUAGGUGUUCCCCUCGUCAGCGACUUGCCAGCCGUCGGCGAGCAAUAUCAGGACCACCACCUCAUCCUAUACCCCUACAGAUCUACCCUUCCCGCCGAAGAGACUGUCGAUGGGCUUUUGUCCGGAAGAGUGGAUUUUGCGAAGGCUGUUGCUGAGAAGAAUCCCAUGCUGGGCUGGAACGCUAUAGACGUCGGCUCCAAACUGCGUCUCACGGAAAGAGAAGUCAAGUCCCUCGGUCCAGAAUUCGAGAAAGACUGGGAACGCGAUUUCGCACCGUACCCAACGCGCCCAGUUAUGCUGUGCGCUAUGUUGAACGGUUUUCUAGGUGACCACUCGCUCGUUGAGCCCGGCCAGUACUCGAUGAUGGGUGUCUACACCGCAUAUCCAUACAGUCGUGGCUCCAUCCACAUCACUGAUCCGGAGGACGUCCUGAACGGCUACACAUUUGAUACUGGCUUCCUCAAUCAUCCAUCCGACAUCAAGAAGCAGCUCUGGGCGUACAAGAUGUCACGCGAGAUCGCACGCAGACUCCCUUUCUACUCCGGUGAGCUCGAACUCGCGCAUCCGAAAUUCCCCGAAACGAGCCAGGCGGCGUUGCGCAAGGAAGCUUUUGCAUCUGGAGAGAAGAUCAGCGACAUACUAUAUACCCGGGAGGACGACGCCAUCAUUGAAGACUGGAUUCGAAACAAUUUGAACACAACGUGGCAUUCGCUGGGCACAUGUCCAAUGAAGCCCAAAGAGCAGGGAGGAGUCGUGGAUGGUAAUCUCAAUGUGUAUGGUACAUCGGGUCUAAAGGUGGCGGAUUUGAGUAUACCGCCGGAGAAUGUUGGUGCCAACACGAACAACACAGCGUUGGUGAUCGGCGAGAAGGCGGCGGUGAUUAUUGGAAGAGAACUAGGUAUCAAGGGCGUGUAA
Molecule: messenger RNA, 1848 nt
Organism: Cyphellophora attinorum
Lineage: Eukaryota; Fungi; Ascomycota; Eurotiomycetes; Chaetothyriales; Cyphellophoraceae
Product: Alcohol oxidase
Exons: 4
Coding region: 1-1848 (615 amino acids)
Molecular function (GO): flavin adenine dinucleotide binding; oxidoreductase activity, acting on CH-OH group of donors
Source: RefSeq, a predicted model, not a curated record